This is a messenger RNA of Dissoconium aciculare CBS 342.82, 1536 nucleotides long. RefSeq lists its product as uncharacterized. Lineage: Eukaryota; Fungi; Ascomycota; Dothideomycetes; Mycosphaerellales; Dissoconiaceae. The transcript has a single exon. Bases 1 to 1536 code for a protein of 511 amino acids. The record is from RefSeq and is a predicted model, not a curated record.
AUGGACGCGCCUAACGCGCACAGCUGGCCUGUGAGGCUAGUUACCAAGGUCGGCAAUGUCCUGCGACCGCCCAAAAGCUACUCUCAGGAUGCAGUGGACAAGCGAGCGCGAAAAGAUGGCGAGAGGCGCAAGCUUCAGAAAGUACAGCCCCGACCGCAGGGGCCGGAUCGGCAGAGCGAUGUCAACGAACUGGGCGAGCGAGAAUAUUCGGUCUUCAGCGACAGCACGACGGUGGCGGAGAAGCCUCUCGAUCACACGGAAAUGAUGCACGGGCUGGCACAUCACGAGUCGUUCGAAUCGCUGCUCGACGGUAGGAAAUUGGGUCUACUCGACGCACUGGAGGACUCUAGCAACCUGACGGGCAAAGACCGCAUACUCUACGAAGCAAUGAGAUCCGUCAAGCACGAGAAUUUGAUUGUUUCCCUCCCAGAUGAGAUUUGGAAUCGCAUCGCCUUCUUCCUCACACCUCUAGAAGCUGCCAAUCUGGCAAGUUCAACCAAAACUCUAUUUCGCAAACUAGGGACGAUGCCAUUCGAGACUCUCAAACGACCAGAGAACCGAGCUCAUAGAAUCAUCUUCUUACGAAGAUUCGACCGUCGGCUGCCGGACCACCUUUUCUGCUUCGUCUGCGUCAAAUUCCACCAACGUCUCAACCCCGGCGAAGAAGUUCUAAAAGCGGACUUCGUAGCCAACCCCAUCUUCAAAUGCCCCAACGUCAAGAAAUCUGUCCUCCCUCGCAUGCGAUUAACCUUCGACCGCGAAUUCCCUUACUCGUUCCUCCAACUCGCCGUUCGCGCACAGAAGUUCUCAUCCGCCCACGGCCUCGGCGCCGACAAGCUGAGUCGCAGAUGGAAAUGCAAGACCAGCGGCUGGACCCACCGCACACGAUACAUGGUCCACGACAACCGCCUGCUGAUGCGCGUCGUCAGCCAAGUCGUCGCGCCCCCGGCCGCCAGCUCCACCGAGACGACCUACCGCCAGCUCCUCUACGAUCGAGAAGAGUACGUCCCGUACUUCUCCGUAUGCGCCCACUGGCGCGACGGCGACCUGAUGAAGAUCUGCAAAUGCGCCCUGUCGCACGUCCCCUCGCCACCGGAUCCGAUCCACAAGCAGCUGCAGCGAGGCUUCAAGGUCUCCCGCGAAGCCGCGCGGCCCAACUUCAUCGUGCGCGGCUGCGACGAGUGUCGGCCUGCGCGCCGCUGUCCCGAGUGCGCGACCGAGUAUCUCGUCAACGUCAACAUGAUCGAGGACACGGCGGAUCUGGCGCAGCCGUUCAAACAUGCGCUCGUCGUGACGCGGUGGAGUGACCUCGGCGAUGACAGCGGGCCGACGGCGUCGCUGGAGUGGGCGGCGACGAAUGGGCUGAGGGCAGAUGGCGCUGAUGGCGGGAAAGGGGAGUUCCGGAGCUUUGAUAACGUCGGACGGCGGGCGGUGGGUGGGGUCUUCGAAUCGGCCAUCAGUGGGACGGUCCCUGGAGAGCGAUUGGUGAGCUUGAAUCCGAGGAAUAAGAAAAUGGGCGAGGAAGGGAAUGGGUGA